Molecule: messenger RNA, 769 nt
Organism: Onychostruthus taczanowskii (white-rumped snowfinch)
Lineage: Eukaryota; Metazoa; Chordata; Aves; Passeriformes; Passeridae
Product: endonuclease domain-containing 1 protein-like
Exons: 3
Coding region: 140-769 (209 amino acids)
Molecular function (GO): nucleic acid binding; hydrolase activity; metal ion binding
Source: RefSeq, a predicted model, not a curated record
CAGGGUAUAUAUAGCAGUGGCACUCCUGAGCACUGAAACACUCCUUUCUCCAGGGAGAAGACAAAAGGAACUGUUCACCUGCCUGUUCUGAAAUUCUGCAUCAAGGGGAGCAAGAGCCCUCCACUGAAAUCCUCCCACCAUGCUGGGGCUGCUGCUGCUGCAGGUGUUGGCCAGCUGCCUCUGGCUGGGACACAGCGAGGUGGUAACACCCUUUGCAGGUUGUCCUCAGUUCUUCUAUGCAGGGAUUCCCCCAAAUGAUGCCCUGAAUCCAAAGAAUCCAGCCUGGAUCUGUCAGCGCUUCAGGAACUCGUAUCACUAUGCCACCCUGUACGACAGAGACAGGAGAAUUCCAGUGUACUCUGCUUACAAAUAUGAACCUGGAGAUGCCAAGAAACCUCCAGAGUGGUGGAUGGUUGAGCCCCAGGUGAAUAACAAUGUAAAUCUUAAAGAGAUGGAAAGGGAUUGGAUCCUCAUAGAGCAACACAAGUUCACCUUAGACCAAAUCAACCAGAGCCAAGCUGUUCCUGCCGACUACAAAGGACUGAAGGGUUUGGACCGUGGCCAUUUGAGCCCCAGUGGCCAUCAGUUCAGUAGUGAGAGCAAGAUGGCUACCUUCACCCUCACCAACAUAGUGCCACAGGAUAGCAGCCUCAACGGUGGCAGAUCCUGUCUGGAGAUCUCCAUGCCUGGAGAUACCCAAAUGCCAACAAUACGUGAUUCUGGACAACCUGCUCUAGCUGCCCCUGCUGGAUCCUGGAGUCUGGACUAG